CGCGCGAACGGAUAGGAUGCUUUCGUAAAUUUGUUGUCUGCAUCAGCUGGAAACACGUGUGCAGCUGUGUGUUGUCACAUUCGCCGUCCACAAUGUCCAAUUUCCUAAGUAUCGCUGUGUCAGUGACCUGCAUCAAGUUGCUGUUCAUAACUGCCUACCGAUCCACGGACUUCGAGGUACACCGAAACUGGUUGGCAAUCACUCACUCCCUGCCAACGUCGAAAUGGUACUUCGAGAACACAUCCGAAUGGACGCUGGAUUACCCACCAUUGUUCGCCUGGUUCGAAUACGUAUUGUCCCUGGCAGCUCGAUUCGUGGAUCCUGGGAUGCUAGAAAUAGCUAACCUCAACUAUGCCAGCUCUGCAACCAUCUACUUUCAAAGGCUUACGGUUAUCUUAUCCGACCUGAUUCUUAUUUAUGCCGUUUGGGUAUGGCAAGGGCUGAUUUCACCAAGAAAGGGAGACCGCUCGUCUAAGCACGAUGACCCCUGGCUCGAUAAGACCACUGUGCUCUCAAUGUUGUUUCUUUGGAACCCUGGAUUGCUGCUCGUUGAUCAUGUGCACUUCCAGUACAAUGGUUUCCUUCAUGGAAUCCUACUGCUUGCUACAGCCCGCCUCUUUCAGGGGCGCUGUGUUGAAGCCACGUUGUGGUUCACCAUUCUGCUUAAUCUGAAGCACAUCUAUUUGUAUGUAGCUCCAGUAUUUUUCGUGUACCUCUUGAGAAACUACUGUUUUGCACAGUCCCAUGGAAAAGCCCCUCAAUCGUUGCUUUGGAGGUUUCAGCCCAUCCAUUUCUUAAGGUUGGCGGGAACUGUGCUGCUGGUUUUUGCCGUUUCACUGUGGCCAUUCUUGAGCAAGGCUCAGCUGACGCAGAUGCUUCAGAGGCUGUUCCCCUUCAAAAGGGGUCUCUGCCACGCCUACUGGGCUCCUAACUGGUGGGCACUCUAUGCAGCUGUGGAUAGAGUGCUGGCAUUUGCAGGUCUUGGGUCUGGCAAGACUACAGUGGUGUCCAUUGCAUCGCCGACGUCUGGGCUGGUGCAGGAUACCCACUUCACACUGCUACCAAACGUGCCACCACUCUGCACGUUCAUACUGACAGCCCUCUUUCAACUGCCUGCUCUGUGGGGCCUGUGGAAGAGACCACAGGAGCCGUGGCUGCUGGUCCGUGCCCUGGUUCUAUGCGGCCUGAGUGCCUUUUUGUUUGGCUGGCAUGUCCAUGAGAAGGCCAUACUCAUGCCUGUGCUGCUGGCCACGCCACUAGCCCUGUGCAGCUCUGCUGAUGCAGCUGUGUAUGUCAUCCUCUCGGCAGCUGGCCAUUCCUCUCUCUUCCCCCUGCUUUUCCGCUCAGCUGAAAUGCCUGCAAAGGUCCUUCUAGUGCUGCUGCACACGGUUUACGCCGUGUGCACACUUGGCAAACUGCACAGCAGCAAGGUCAACCCGAAACGACGAUAUACUUCGUCUGAACAAGUUACGAGGCACACUGGAAUGCUGCUGACUUGGUUCGAGCAAGCUGGCCUCUGUCUCCUGGGCCUAGCAGUGGUUGCAUACGGGGAGCUGCUGCACCCUUUCACACCCCUUGCGGGCCGCAUGCCCUUCUUGCCUCUCAUGGUCACUUCCGUGAGCUGUUCUGUCGCCAUCAUCUAUGCAUGGGCUAAGUCGUGGCAACUGUGGUUUCUGCAACCUUCACGAGAUGUUUGACGAGUGAAGUGCAGCUUCUGCAAAGAACAUUCACUGCCUAGAGGAGCUUAUCUAUUGAAUGUUCGGUAAAGGCACAUCUGGUGAAGACGAAUUAUACUAUACGUGAAAUACGAGUCUUCAUCAAAAGGUUAAAAUUAUAUUUUUGCAUUACUCUGAGCAAGGAAUCUGUGUGAUCAGUGAAACAUCAACAUUUGGUUAUUUUAUCCCUCUGGUUGAUGCCAGCUACACAUAUUUUGUGGGGAAAAAAAAGUGGGGAGGGAGGGGGAGAAGUCUCAUCUUAUAAACAAAGGGCCUUCCAACUAAGCAUCUGGCCUGGCCUUAAGCUUGUGCACAUGCUUUUGCAAUGCGUCUGUUCUCCUUAUCAAACUGUAUGGGGGCUGCUUUCCAUGCCAUCAAUCUCAAUGAAACCAACAUGUGGAAAGGUUUCACACAAAUGGCAAUACCUGUUGAAACUUUUACAUACUGUUUCUUUUGACAAAGUAUGACUGUUCUAUUAUGGCCUCCCUCACUGACCACCCAGACCUUGAUUGCUUCCUGCCACCCUGCCUGAUCACUGUGUGGACUGUUCUCAUGGCUGCGCCCGAUGAUGAAAUCGUUGCACUGUCAAGGUUGAUUGAAAAAUCCGAAAGAGCACACAUAUUUGACCUGUUUAUAAGCUACACCCCUAACUCUACUAAGUGAAAAGUGCCAACGUCUUGCAGAGAAAGCAACAAGCCUAGCUUUACCAUGUGGAAGUCAGAGCCACAAUUCUAAGUCAACAUGUCUUUUAUUUGCUGGCGUUGCACAUUCCAACCCAGGUGCGGCUAUGUGGUACAGAGUCUCACUUUCUGAAAAGCAAAUUUAUCUUUUGUAAAACAUAAAUCUUAGAUAAAAAAAAAAGGAACUGUUUAUCUGGGCAACAGCCAGAUACCAACCUUCUGUGCAAAAUCUUAUCAAUGGAAAGGCUGUGCAGUAAGGGAAAACUGUUCAUCCUACUCAUUGCCAUUUAUCAGGCUACAGCAGACAACCUUAAACAGUCCUUACCGCUGCAGUGUGGGUAAUUAGACAAAUAAUAUUGCUGUGGGCAUUACAAAUGCUUUAUGUCCGUGUGAGUGUCAGAGUAGCAACAUAUGACGCAUUGCACAAUUGUUGUUGUUUUUUUAUCUUUUUUUUUUACAUGUGCAUAUAUCACUACAUGAAGUGACCAAAUAAAGUUGUUAAUUUUACAUUAGCACUACCAUUGGUAAAUGUGCAUUGAUAUACAAAGUUUUGUAAUUGGCCUUUCGCAGCCACAGUGCACUAUGUUCCUGAUACUAGUACAUUUGUUGUCUAUUGCUUAUCUAGAAAUGAGAUUCCACUGAUAUAAAGAAUGCAAUUUUUUUUUUUCAAAGUACAUUUAAACUUCAAUAUAACGAAGUCGCGUCAAUAUACUUAAGCUUUCAUGUCCACUCCGCCACCACAGCUGAUACUGUUGCCAGAGGGGGGGCAAACGCUUCAUCUGCCUCUCGCUUCAAUGUGUUUCUGAAAUGUGAAAUUACAUGACCUCCAGCACUAAAUGUGCAAAAAUACAGUGCACACAAAGCUAUGGCCAUCUCGGCUCACCUAAACUUGGCACCUGCCGCAGAUUACUGCCAAGAUAGGGUGCGUGGGCCACGUAUGCACUCACUUGUACUGAGACUCAUGCGUAGCCGCGGGCGGGCUAUAAGAGGAAAUGCGCGUGUGCUUAUUUGCCCCCCAGUUCCUCCUCCCCCAAGUGCGUGCUUCAUCAGGUGACCAUGUGCUCGCCUCCUAUCCCGCCUCUUGCUCACGCGGAAAGACAACGCGUUUCAAGCCAACAUCCCUCUCACCUCACCCUCGCAUGCCCCCCCCUUGUACCUACCGCAUAUGACACGUGGGGCGCGAUGGGAUGUUAUCGCACUUCAAACGAAAUAUGAGAGCGAGAGGGUCUUGCUGCUAUGCUACUUAGCUUCGGCGGCCGCGCUCAUCUGUGUGGUGCACAAUUUGAGAGGUGGGUUCGCAAGCAGCUGCAUGUAAUUAAACCAUUUGACCAUAUGUGUCCACGGUAGCUUCCAUUUAUUGCCUCGGUAUUCCUUUGCUGCAGCAGUUAAAUUUUGUUAUAUGGAAAUAGUGUCUAAACACUCUUCAUAGUAUUGAGGUUCAAAAUACAUGGUAUUCUACCGACAAGAAGUUCUAAAAAGUUAAAUACCUCAUUAUAUAUAUCGAGAAGUUUGUUGUAUUGAAGUUCGUUAUUACUUGUAUUGAAGUUUAACUAUGUAUGUCACCUUCUGUAUGCACACCCUAUCUCAAAAAAUUGUAGGCCGCACGGUCGUUCUAGCCUGUAUGGUUUUUACUAUGCUUCAACCUACAUUCUUAGUGUAUUUUUUGCCUUUAUUAAGGCACUUACAAUUAUGGGCCGAGAGUUUUGGUAACCUUGCAUUUUAAAACAAUGCAACAUGUCAGCAUUGCCAUAUGUACGUGGAUUCCUUGAAGUCUCCAUUGUCAGUGAAAUGCUGGGCACUAGGAAACUCCUUCACAUGCAGAAUAAAUUAAAAUGUGCAGAAAUUAAUGAAAUGCUGAGUCAAUGGUCCUUCUGAACUGUCUUGAACCACAUGCACCUAGCUAGGCUAAAAAUGGUUGGCAACUUUGCUGCUCAUCGCGAGUGCUUUUACAACUUCCCUCUAUGUUCCGAGCCCAUUUGGCUAUAAUGAUAUCCUUUGCAAGUACAUCAUUUCAUUACGCAAAUUUUUCAUGACUUUCUGGUUUGAUAAACAUUUCAUUGUUUUCAAAAAGGUAUCCGAGAAGGCAUUGCAGCAGUUGGCCACUGCAAUGCCUUGAACCUUGCAAAUACGGUGGACAUCACUUUUUAGGCUCUCAUGGCUUAACCAAUGAAAUGACCUGCGCAAAAAUUCCCAAAUCCUGCUUUGGCAACGCUGCAUUUGUGUUUGUGAAAGAACUUACCUUGUGCAUAUGGAUGCCAUGAUAAAACACUGUUCAAGGUUUCCAAAUAAAUUUUUACUAUUUCUAAUCUAUUCUCAUAGGUGGGCAACAUGCACCUGUAGAGUUCCUUGCAACCACAUCACCAUUCUUACCUCAUGAUUUUUUUUUUUUUUCGUCCCCGAUUGGAAUCUUACUGUUGUACAGUAUGGUCCACUCUUAAAGGAAACGCCAUUAAAACCAACAUAAUUUGAAUAUAUCUUCUUCAUAGGAAAAUGUGCUUUAUGCAAUGUGUUAGGUCAACCUAGGCCAACCUAAGCCAUCGCUUCAAAACUUGGCUGCGGUCGUCCCAAAAACCCAAUUUGAUGCUUGCUUUAGCAGUAAGCCGUACUGUACAUCUUGCAUUGACAGUGGUCACAAUCUUCCCACAGAGCAAUGGUAGGCGCAUGUAUAAAUCCUUACCUGUAUGAUGAGACGAGGACAUUCUUGUGAAACGCGGAAAUAAACCAAGUGUAAAUUUCUUUGUAGUGUCAGAAAUCUAAAAGUUUUGCACACUCCUUUUAUCGCACAUUUUUUCCAUCAGUCUCGGUGAUCUCGUGGCAGUACUUAGUUUCACAAUGAUGUGCCACUUGAAUGGAAGCCAAAGAUGGAGUCUUCCUGUCAGGAGGUUGAUCACAUGAAUGCACAUGUUUUUCCAUGUCAAAGCAACAUCUUUUCAGUCACGAGUGCCGUCUAUAAUGUCGGAAGAGAUCUUGUAGCUUCUGUUCCAGUGCCAUGUUGUGAAAGCAGGUAUACAACUGCCUUACAUAUUUUUGCUUCUUAACACUGAUGCAUUUUUGCAGUCUUUUGUACUAAUGCUAGUCACUGUUUUUCCCCAAUAAAAGGCCUUGAGAUUGUGAUGUAUUGUGUUUAUUGAGCAAGGGCACCAUACACCGAGAAGCUACAUAGGGUGCAUCUUUUGUCUUCAAAGGACUUAAGGCUAACUUCAAUGAAAUUGUUGCCUGUGUAAAAAAUGCAAUUUCAGAGAGCGUAGAUACAAAGCAGCGUCCCUGCAAAAAUAUUAUGCUUCAAGUAGGAGUGGAUGCAUUGCACAUAGUAAACACAGCACUUUUCAUUAAGGCUUUUUCAAGCUGCCGAGUUUUAGUUACAAUGCAUCAGUGACAUAUACAAGUGCAAUUUUCAUUCAGAUAGAAAUUGUCACAGCCAUUUUCUGGCUAUAGCAUGGCAGACACCUUGUUGAUGACACUUUGUUUUUAAUUUCAAUGACACUUGGUCUGGUGACUGUGCAGAAUCCUUUGGCUCUUACUUCAUGCUAUGAAACGUUUACUAAUGACCUCAAGAGAAAAUUCUCCACCUGGUGAGAUUCCCCACAAAUAGUCACAUGACACAGUGCACAAUAGCAUCAUCACAUGUUGCGGGUGCUUUCUCGUCUGCAGUGCCCAACAAAUGCAUUUAGGGGGGAAAAAAAGGAGAAAAUCCUAAUCGGCUCAGAAUUCAUCUCAAGAAUGACUGGCUAGUGCUUAAAUGUCAUCUUAUGUACAUACUUUAUUUUAACCUGGCCUUAGUGGUAAUUUUAAAUAAAUUCACUUGCUGUUAUAUUCUUGCACUUACCUGGUUUUUUGUUCUUUUGUGUGUAAGAAUAAAUUUCUGUGGCUGCAGAUUUUUGCUUAAAUUCUGAAGAUGAACUGAUAACUGUUGACACAAAUAAAAAACUGGGCACUGUU
Messenger RNA from Dermacentor silvarum, 6334 nucleotides. RefSeq names its product probable dolichyl pyrophosphate Glc1Man9GlcNAc2 alpha-1,3-glucosyltransferase. Gene Ontology annotation, molecular function: dolichyl pyrophosphate Glc1Man9GlcNAc2 alpha-1,3-glucosyltransferase activity. Bases 93 to 1697 code for a protein of 534 amino acids. The record is from RefSeq and is a predicted model, not a curated record. The transcript has 12 exons. Gene Ontology annotation, cellular component: endoplasmic reticulum membrane. Gene Ontology annotation, biological process: protein N-linked glycosylation. NCBI's taxonomy places the organism in Eukaryota, Metazoa, Arthropoda, Arachnida, Ixodida, Ixodidae.